Molecule: messenger RNA, 1903 nt
Organism: Mustela erminea (ermine)
Lineage: Eukaryota; Metazoa; Chordata; Mammalia; Carnivora; Mustelidae
Gene: DLK2
Product: delta like non-canonical Notch ligand 2
Exons: 6
Coding region: 728-1879 (383 amino acids)
Molecular function (GO): calcium ion binding; Notch binding
Source: RefSeq, a predicted model, not a curated record
GCGUGGGCUGGUGACAGGAGGCGGGCCUGGAGCCGCAAGGGUGCCCUGAGCGAGCAUGGGAUAUAAAAGAAGCGUGAUGGGAAGCUGACCGGCGAGAGCAGAAGUGGGGCACAGGAUGAGGGGCGCGGGUCGGGAUAGCAGGGAUGCAAGAUGGGAGAAUAACGGCUGUACAUAUUUGGCCGGCACUUGGCAGUCUGCUCCCUUUUAGAUUCCCCUAAUUUCCUCCUUUGGUUGAAGAAAGCGAGGUUCGGAGGGGUUAGGUGGGUGGGGGCCCCGGGGUGCCCGGGGUCGCUGGGCUGCGGGGGAACCCGUGAGUGCGGGGACAAGGUGUGAGCCGUGCGUUGUCGGGGGUGGGGGGGUGGGCGUCGGACGCACGCGGGUUGGGGGCGGGCCGGCGGCAGCUCAGGGAGAAGGGGGAGGCGGGCUCCGCCGGCACACGCCGCCCCUGGCAGGCGGCCUGAGCGCGCGCGGGGAGCCGCUGCCGCCGCCGCUGCCGCCGCCGCUCGGGGUCGCUUUGAGACCCAGAUUCCCGAGCGCUCCGCUCGCAUGGCAGCCGCCUCGGCGCCCGUCCCCGCGGCCCUCUAGGGGCGGCCCCGCGCCCCGGUCCCUCGGCGAAGCCCGUCGGAUCCGGCCCCGCUCUGCGUCCCGGGGCGCGCUGCCUCCCAGCCCGAGGUGUCCGCACGUCCGGCCGUCCAUCCGUCCGUCCCUCCUGGGGCCGGCGCUGACCAUGCCCAGCGGCUGCCUCUGUCUACAUCUCGUGUGCCUGUUGUGCAUCCUGGGGGCACGCGUUCAGCCUGCCCGAGCGGAUGACUGCAGCUCCCACUGUGACCUGGCCCACGGCUGCUGUGCGCCUGACGGCUCCUGCAGGUGUGACCCAGGCUGGGAAGGGCUGCACUGUGAGCGCUGUGUGAGAAUGCCUGGCUGCCAGCAUGGUACCUGCCACCAGCCCUGGCAGUGCAUCUGUCAUCUGGGCUGGGCAGGCAAGUUCUGUGACAAAGAUGAGCACAUCUGUACCACGCAGACCCCCUGUCAGAAUGGAGGCCAAUGUGUCUACGACGGGGGCGGCGAGUACCACUGUGUGUGCCCCCCAGGCUUCCAUGGGCGUGACUGCGAGCGUAAGGCUGGACCCUGUGAGCAGGCAGGCUCCCCAUGCCAGAACGGCGGACAGUGCCAGGAUGACCAGGGCUUUGCUCUCAACUUCACCUGCCGCUGUUUGGCAGGCUUCGUGGGUGCCCGCUGUGAGGUCAAUGUCGACGACUGUCUGAUGCGGCCUUGUGCCAAUGGUGCCACCUGCCUAGAUGGCAUAAACCGCUUCUCCUGCCUCUGCCCUGAGGGCUUUGCUGGACGAUUCUGCACCAUCAACCUGGAUGACUGUGCCAGCCGUCCAUGCCAGAGAGGGGCCCGCUGUCGGGACCGUGUCCAUGACUUUGACUGUCUCUGCCCCAGUGGGUAUGGUGGCAAGACUUGUGAGCUCAUCUUAUCCGUCCCAGAUCCUGCCACCACCACGGACAUCCCGCCGGGGCCCACCUACGCUGCAGUGAUCCCUGCCACAGGGCCUGCCCCCCACAGCGUGGGGGCGGGUCUGCUGCGCAUCUCAGUGAAGGAGGUAGUGCGGAGGCAAGAAGCAGGGCUAGGCCCAUCUAGCCUGGCGGCCAUGGUAGUAUUUGGGGCCCUCACUGCUGCCCUGGUCUUGUCCACUAUGAUGCUGACCCUGAGAGCCUGGCGCCAGGGUCUCUGCCCCCCGGAACCCUGUUGCUACCCUGCCCCCCACUACGUCCCGGCGCGCCAGGACCAGGAAUGUCAGGUUAGCAUGCUGCCAGCAGGGCUCCCCCUGUCGCCUGACCUGCCCCCUGAGCCUAGAAAGACCACAGCACUGUGAUGGAGGUGGGGGCUUUCGGCCCCC